AUGGCAGUCUCGUUCAGGAAGUCAGAGCCUUUGAAGAAUGUGACGAACAGGAUUGGGAGAAAAGAGGAAAAGCAGGCGUUUCCAUUGACAAAGAUGGAAGAAGUUAUAUACAAGCAGCAGAAAAUAGCAGAGGCUUCCCAAAUAGUUAUGGUGGACAAGUAUUCUGAUGAUAUUUUUGAAUACUUCUCUAAAAUCGACAAACCAUUCGUAUAUGUUAAUGAUGGAGUAUCAUGGAAAAUGAGGAGUCUUCUCGUGGACUGGAUUAUAGAUAUCCACGACAAACUUGGACUCUGCCAUGACACUCUUUUUCUUGCAAUCAAUCUCAUUGAUAGGUUUCUCUCCAUGAGAUCAAUCCCGAGCUCGAAGCUUCAGCUAGUAGGGAUUUCUGCGCUAAUGAUAGCAUGCAAGUAUGAAGAGGUCGUGUGCCCUGCUCUCCAAACAUUUGUUCUGCUAACAGAGAAGACGUUGACCGGAGAAGACGUAAGAAAGGCAGAAAAGUACAUGCUACACACCCUCAACUACGACCUACAAUAUGUGUCGCCGCUCAACUUUCUUAGAAAGUGUUCCAAGGCCAACAAUUAUGAGAUCAACAGUAGAGCAGUUGGAAAGUAUCUAUUGGAGCUUAUGACUCUUUACGAAGAGUUCUUGAAAUUUAAGGGAUCGGUAAGGGCAGCAGCAGCAAUGUACCUCUCAAGAAAGAUGACAUCCCAGGACCAUUGCAAGAACUUGUUCCUCAUGUACUCUGGGCAUGCAAAAGAUGAUAUAAAGGAAUGCUUUAAUGCUCUUAUUCGUGUCAUAAGCGAAAACAUUCCGUUUGAAAACAUACAGAACAAAUACAACACCCCGAAAUUCUUGCACGUGUCAUCUUUUGUUAAAAAGUAUGCCGAGAAAAACUUUAAAUAG
Encephalitozoon hellem ATCC 50504 is the source of this 903-nucleotide messenger RNA. Its product is annotated as cyclin. The record is from RefSeq and is a predicted model, not a curated record. The transcript has a single exon. Gene Ontology annotation, cellular component: cyclin-dependent protein kinase holoenzyme complex; nucleus; centrosome. The coding region runs from base 1 to 903 and encodes 300 amino acids. NCBI's taxonomy places the organism in Eukaryota, Fungi, Microsporidia, Unikaryonidae. Gene Ontology annotation, biological process: mitotic cell cycle phase transition; regulation of cyclin-dependent protein serine/threonine kinase activity. Gene Ontology annotation, molecular function: cyclin-dependent protein serine/threonine kinase regulator activity.